Messenger RNA from Aspergillus alliaceus, 1248 nucleotides. Its product is annotated as Ygr210 GTPase family protein. The record is from RefSeq and is a predicted model, not a curated record. Gene Ontology annotation, molecular function: GTP binding; ATP hydrolysis activity. The coding region runs from base 1 to 1248 and encodes 415 amino acids. The transcript is spliced from 11 exons. Lineage: Eukaryota; Fungi; Ascomycota; Eurotiomycetes; Eurotiales; Aspergillaceae. Gene Ontology annotation, cellular component: cytoplasm.
AUGCCUAGGGAUCCCCUGAUUGGGUUGGUUGGAAAGCCAUCCAGCGGAAAAUCGACCACAUUGAAUAGUUUGACAGAUGCUACUUCCAAAGUCGGGAACUUUCCUUUCACAACGAUCGAUCCUCAGCGCGCUAUUGGCUACCUCCAAAUAGAAUGUGCCUGUCAGCGAUAUGGUGUAUCGGAUAAGUGCAAACCGAACUAUGGAGGCUGUAUAGAAGGCAGACGUUCUGUUCCCAUCGAGCUCUUGGAUGUUGCGGGUCUCGUGCCGGGCGCGCAUCAAGGCCGUGGACUGGGCAAUAAGUUCUUGGAUGAUUUGCGUCAUGCAGAUGCCUUGAUCCAUGUGGUUGAUGUUAGUGGAACCACAGACGCAGAAGGGAAAGCAACACGAGGUUAUGAUCCCUCACAAGAUAUUGAGUGGUUACAUUCCGAGAUUGUGCGUUGGGUGUUAGGGAAUUUGAUGCAGAGAUGGGGAUCUAUUAAGAGGCGACAUAUGGCAAUAAAGGCGACGGCCGUGGACACUUUACAGGGACAGUUCUCCGGUUAUGGAAGUACGUCAACGAUUGUUGCUCGCUGCUUAGAUCGGAUAGCCCUGAAGGAACCCCUAGAGAACUGGUCUGAUGAGACUGUCGAGAAGGUUGUCAGAGCUUUCAUCGAUGAAAAGUUCCCUACGGUCUAUGCCCUGAAUAAGAUUGAUCAUCCUGACGCGGACAAGAAUAUUAGCAAGAUUGCCAAGAUGCAGGACCCGCAAUCCAUUGUUCUCUGCUCCGCAAUAUCGGAGGUGUUCCUCCGGAGACUAACAAAACAAGGUUACGUCAAAUACAUAGAAGGAAGCGAAUUCGUAGACACGCGAGAAGACCUCAUAGAGAUGGGCGAACCCGAUGGCGGUGGCCUGAAGGAGAUGGACGAGAAGUUGAAGGGCCGCGUCGAGAACUUGAAAGACAUGGUGCUUUAUCGUUUCGGCUCAACCGGAGUUGUCCAGUGCCUUUCGCGUGCUGCAGAGCUUUUGGGUCUUGUACCAGUUUUCCCAGUACGGAACAUACAUACUUUUGCAUCAGGAGCUGGAAGUGAUGCGGCGUUUCGAGAUUGUGUGCUGGUCAAGAAGGGCACCACGGUUGGUGAUGUUGCCCAAAAAGUGAUGGGUGACAUACCUAUUUCCUAUAUCGAGGGUGUUGGUGGCAUCCGCGUCUCUGAAGAUGAAAUUGUGCGAGUAGGAAAACAUGAUGUGCUUUCGUUCAAGCCUGGCCGAUAG